AGUACAAGUUUCUAAAUGAUCCAAUAAAUUUUGUUAUUCCUUUUAUAUAUUACAAAACUGAAAAAACAUAACAAGGUACCGGUGGACGAUUGUGUACUUUUAAAUAUUUGAAGUUUUAGACAAUUUCUAAUUACUAUCUAAAUACGUCGUUAAAUUAAAAAGAAACUUAAUAAGGUUAUGUGGUCAAAUCACAAACAACUUAAUAUUCUAUCAUAUUUUUUCUCUAAUUUUGUUUUUUCUUAUCAUAUUUAUUAUGGCAAAUAAAUGUAAGGAAUGUGGUUGCACGUGCAAACAAUGUAAUAAAUAUGAACAAAUGCAUAAUGAUAUGCAUUUGCACGUGGAAAUAGAAAACUUGCGUCAACGAUUAGUCGAGAGAGAUAAUCAUAUUGUAACAAUGGAAACACAGUUUUUAAAUGAAGCUGAAAAAUUUCCCAAUGGUGAAUUAGCAUCACUGAAAGAAGAAAUGAUUAUUUGGCAAGAUAAAUAUACAAGAUUAUAUGAAUCUCACAAACGUAUUCAAAAAGUUAACCAGAAUCUUGAAGAUAAACUGUUAAAGAUUGUUGACAAAUGUGAGACUGAGAAAGGUGCCUUUACCAAGGAUAUAGCCACUCUCUCCAUUAAAUUGGCUGAUGCUAAUUAUAGUAUUCAUCAAUUAACACAAGAUAAUGAAAAAUAUCGACGCGAUAUAAUUUUAGCCACUCAGCUACUUCAAUGUAAGCCAUCUAAUUUUGUUGGUCAAAAAUACGAAUCUCUACCAUCAGAAGUUCAAGCAAAAGUAAGAACAUAUGUUACACAGAAAAAUCAUAUAAGUGAAAUUCCCAAUACAGAUAUUAAAAGCAUAACAGUUCCAAUAUCUACAUUUCCUCCAACAGCCAUGGUAUAUAACGUUGCAAAGCCAAUAAUGGAUAAACAAGAUAUUAAUAACGAUGAUAAUGAAAAAUCUCCCAUAGACAUGGUAUCAGCAGCUAUUAUGGCUAAAGUCUUAGAGGAUAGAGAAAAAGAAAGAAUAUUUGCUCGACAUUGUAAUACUUGUACAUGUCAUAGAAAUGUUUUAAAAGUUGAUAAUGAAAGCCAAACAACACAAGCACAAGAUGAAAAUAUCAAAGAUAUGAAUUUGAAUUGUAGCAAAGGGUAUUCUCUUUAUAAUAACUUAAAUGUAAAACAUGAUACUUAUCAUUGUUCAAGUGGAACAGUAGAAUCAACACUACAUAUGGAUAAUGAAAAUUUUAAAAUAUCUUGUCGAAAUAGCACUAAUGACAAUACUUAUUUAAAUUUUACAAAUUCACAUAAAAAUCGAAGUAUUACAAAUGAAGUCAAUAUUCAGGAUAAAUCUAAGUCAAUAAAUGAAGUAGCUAGGAUGGAAAUACAAAGUAGUCUGAAUAAUUAUGAGAAGUCAAUAAGUGAAGCAAAAUUAGCAAAAGAGAUGGAAAAUUUUGAUGAGCUAUUAUGGAAAAGUAAUUGGAUAAAUUCAAAAGGUUUGCAAAAUACUAAUGAAAGUGAAACGAAGUUAGACGUUAUAAAUGAGAAAUCGCCUCCAUUAUCAGUGAGCGACGUAAAAAACUCAAAUUACUUAAUUAAAAAUGAGAAAAUGCAACCAGAAUCAACUUCUAGUCCAAGUUUUGGCGAUUCUGAACAUUACCAACCGGUAUUCUAUACUAGUAAAUGCAAUAGGCCUAGCACGGCAUUAGUACAUGUUGCUAAAUCUUCACGAUCCGACAGAUCUACAUCGAUAAGCAAUGACGAGAAUGCGUCUUGCACAUUACAUAAAAGUGCGCAAAUGCAACCAGAAUCAACUUCUAGUCCAAGUUUUGGCGAUUCUGAACAUCACCGAUCGGUAUUGUAUACUAGUGGAUACAAUAGGCAUAGCACGGCAUUAGUACAUGUUGCUAAAUCGUCACGAUCUGACAGAUCUACAUCCAUAAGCAAUGACGAGAAUGCGUCUUGCACCUUACAUGAAAAUGUGCAAAUGCAGAGAGUAGCUGAGUGGAUUAAUACAAUCACUACUGAUAGUUCACAACUUGAGAAUAAUUCAUUGUCCUCUGAAAUUGAGCAUCAACCAGAUUUAAUAACUUUUGAAAGUUUCAGUGAUUUCUCAAAUAAUGCAUCUGAAAAGCUAGAAGAAAUAUAUUUAAGCCUAAAGAAUAAAGAUAUUUACCAAUAUCUUGAUAAGAGUAAAUAAAUAUCAAGAAGAGCAGAAUGGCUGUUAAAGAAGCUUGCAAGCCAACUUUCAAUCUAAAACGUAAUUCUGCUUAUUAUAUUAAAAUUUAGUUCUGUACGACGGAAAGAAGUCUU
This is a messenger RNA of Ceratosolen solmsi marchali, 2292 nucleotides long. RefSeq lists its product as uncharacterized. Bases 254 to 2179 code for a protein of 641 amino acids. Lineage: Eukaryota; Metazoa; Arthropoda; Insecta; Hymenoptera; Agaonidae. The transcript has 6 exons. The record is from RefSeq and is a predicted model, not a curated record.